CACUGAUUGUGUUGAGAUCCGCGCGUGCGCAGUCGUGACACUCAGUUCCGUUUGAAUGGCAGAACAAACGGCGAUGUCCAAAUGUCGAACUUUAACGUGGCCGAAAAUGAUUCUAUUCGGCGAUUCCAUCACUCAGUCGUCCUUUCAAAACAACGGAUGGGGUUCAGUCAUUGCCGACAAAUUAGCAAGGAAGUGCGACGUGGUAAACAGAGGCCUGUCGGGCUACAACUCCAGAUGGGGGAAGAUUGUUCUUCCGAGGAUCGUGAAUCAUGACGAGUCCGCAAACAUUGCAGCGGUGACCGUCUUCUUUGGAGCCAACGACUGCGCCCUGCGAGAGAAGAACCCUCAGCAGCAUGUUCCUCUGCACGAGUAUGCCGAGAACCUGAAGGCGAUGAGCAGCUACCUGGCUGCAGCGGGGGUCCCGGUGGGCAAGGUCAUCUUCAUCACUCCUCCCCCCAUCCACGAGGAAGCCUGGGAGAAAGAGUGCACCCUGAAAGGUUGCCCCCUCAAUCGUCUCAACUCUGUGGCGGGCCAGUACGCUCAGGCCUGCGUCCGGGCGGCGGCUCAGUGCGGCGCCGACGUUUUGGACUUGUGGACGCUUAUGCAGAAAGACGGACAGGACUUCACGGUCUACCUGUCGGACGGCCUCCACCUGUCGGACAAAGGCAACCAGUUUGUGACGCGGCACCUUUGGCAGCUGCUGGAGAACAGAGUGGCGCACCUGCCCUUCAUCCUGCCCUACUGGGCGGACGUGGACGCCGGGAUCCCGGAGAACAGCCUGCUGUGCGACCAGUGAAGAAGACGGGACAGACGUUAAGACUGCGAACAUCGUCACAUUUUACACGUACUGAAGACUGACAAACCAUUUAUUUGGAUCACUGCUGCCUCUGGAGACGCCGCCUUUCCCGGGCCGACGGGCUCUGAUCGCUCAGAUCCUCGUAGGAGGAUCUCGUAGCCGACAAGCAGGCUCCUGCGGUUGGGAAGUCGUCGCCCCGGCCCGCCUCCUCGACCGGG
Molecule: messenger RNA, 1014 nt
Organism: Syngnathoides biaculeatus (alligator pipefish)
Lineage: Eukaryota; Metazoa; Chordata; Actinopteri; Syngnathiformes; Syngnathidae
Gene: iah1
Product: isoamyl acetate hydrolyzing esterase 1 (putative)
Exons: 7
Coding region: 56-796 (246 amino acids)
Molecular function (GO): hydrolase activity, acting on ester bonds
Source: RefSeq, a predicted model, not a curated record